UAAUCAGGCAGCAGCAAGUUAAACGGAACCCACAGAACUAAGAUAUGGAGGACUACUACUACUUCCCCGACUCCUUGGAGACGACCGCGGAAAUCGGCACAAGCUUCCGAGUCGUGCACUCCUCGUCCCACAAGCGGAGCUCGCCGUCGCCUAGGCCCCGGCGCACGUCAUCCCGCGGCCUGGAAGCCGAUGAACUUCGCCGCCACUACCUCCACGCCUGCUUCCGGUGCGCGCGCGUUCUUGCCGGAAACAGAGACAUCUUCAUGUACAGAGGCGACACCCCGUUCUGCAGCGAGGAGUGCCGGCAGCAGCAGAUCGACACUGACGAGGCGGCGGAGAAGGGAUCUAAGAAGUCCGUGGCCGCGAAGAGGGAGCAGCAGACGCAGCAGCACCCGCACAGAGUGCCCAUUUGGGCUCGCUAGAAGCAUGGAUCAAUCAGAUG
Lolium rigidum is the source of this 442-nucleotide messenger RNA. Its product is annotated as FCS-Like Zinc finger 5-like. The record is from RefSeq and is a predicted model, not a curated record. The transcript has 2 exons. Lineage: Eukaryota; Viridiplantae; Streptophyta; Magnoliopsida; Poales; Poaceae. The coding region runs from base 45 to 422 and encodes 125 amino acids.